AUGUCAAUCGAAAUAAUUCCUCUAGGCGCAGGCCGAGAAGUGGGGAGAAGCUGCGUCAUUGUAAGAAUGGCAGGCCGAACACUUAUGUUUGACUGUGGAAUCCACAUGGGUUAUGAAGAUCAGCGCAGAUUUCCUGAUUUUUCUCACAUCGCUCAGACUGAUGAUUUCACGCCUUAUUUUGACUGUGUGCUGAUUACCCAUUUCCAUCUCGACCACUGUGGAGCUCUGCCUUAUUUUACAGAGAUGAAAGGAUACAACGGGCCAGUCUUCAUGAGUGGGCCUACACGAGCUAUAGCUCCGCUGAUGCUGGAAGAUUUCAGAAAAGUGUGUGUUGAGUACAAAGGAGAGUCAAAUUUCUUUACAAGUGAAAUGAUUAAAGGGUGCAUGGCGAAAGUAACAACUAUUGAACUGCAUCAGACCAUUACGGUGUGUGGGGAUAUUAAUAUUACUGCUUAUUAUGCAGGACAUGUCCUAGGAGCAAUUAUGUAUCAUAUUGAAUGUAGAGGGUACUCACUUGUAUAUACAGGAGAUUAUAAUAUGGCAGGGGACAGACAUCUGAGAGGAGCGUGGAUUGAGAGGCUAAACCCACAUGUGGUGAUAUCAGAAAGCACCUAUGCGACAAAGUAUAAAGAAUUGAAGAUGAGAAGGGAAAAAAUGUUUUUAAAGAAAGUUGUGCAGACUAUAGAAAGAGGAGGAAAAGUACUGAUUCCUGUAUUCGCAUUAGGAAGAGCACAAGAACUUUGUAUUUUAUUAGAUACAUAUUGGCAUAGGACGCAUAUUGAAGUUCCCAUCCAUUUUGCUGGAGCUUUAACUGAAAAAGCAAAUUUAUUUUACAAAACUUAUAUAAACUGGUGCAAUGAAAAUGUGCAGCGAACUUUUCUUAUGAGAAACAUGUUUGAUUUUCAGCACAUAACUCCUUUUGAUAGAGGAAAUAUCAAAGCAAAAGAGCCUAUGGUCUUAUUAGCGACCCCAGGUAUGCUCCACGGAGGUUUAUCUCUUAGUGUAUUCAAAGAAUGAUGCGAAGACAGUAAAAACACCCUUAUUCUUCCAGGCUACUGUGUCCCAGGAACAGUAGGCCAUACACUAUUAAAAUCGAAGACAGACGUAGUCAUGAUUGAAGGAAAAGAAUACGAAGUCAGAUGUGAAGUCCAAGCUAUGUCAUUCAGUGCUCAUACAGACCAUAGAGGAAUUAUGCAAGUUCUCAAAUGAAUCCACUCUAGCAACGUUGUGCUUGUCCAUGGCGAAGAAGAAAGAAUGAGAGGGCUUCUGCAAGAUGUCCAACAAACAAUGGGUGUUCCUUGUUUCAUGCCUGGAAAUUUAGAACACUUGAUGAUCCAAGUUAAUGCUUCUGUCCCUAUGAAAAUUGAGUACCCUCUAAUUUGUGACUACCGCGCUACACAUCAUGUCAAUUUCGUAGAAAAUAUAUUCCAAAAUAAUCCAAGGCCUCAGGAGCUCGAAUGCAACAUUACUGAUGAUUGGAUUUUAGAAGACGCCCGCAGCAUUUCGUUCAGCUGUGAGAUUUUCUGCAGCCUAAACCAAUUAAAAUCGACGCUUGAAGACUCUAUUUUGCAGCUACUUUCAAUAGAAGAAAUUGCUGAGUCAAGGCUGCAGCUGACCUGGGAUGCUAAAGAUGAUACACUAGUCUCUCCUCUCCUUUCUUCUCUCCCACAGGCCGCUUAA
Molecule: messenger RNA, 1680 nt
Organism: Blepharisma stoltei
Lineage: Eukaryota; Ciliophora; Heterotrichea; Heterotrichida; Blepharismidae
Source: the annotation of a GenBank genome assembly